AUGUAUUCCAAUGGACUCACAUACAGAUUUUAUCCAUUUUUAAAUCAGUAUCAUUAUUCUCAAUCACGAAGAGAUCGAAAUCCAAUAAAAGAUGUGAGUAUAAUGAGACCGUAUUCGUUACCAAAUGGUCAUCUAUCAAAUUAUGUCGAUUUACGUCGAUGGAUGACACCUGUCGAACAUCAACAAGACAUGAAUACUUGUUGUGCAAAUGCAUUUGCUGGAGUGUGUGAAUAUUUGAUUAAAUUGAAUUCGGGUCGUCACAUUGAUGUCUCCCGUUUGUUCAUUUAUUAUAACGCACAAAUAAUCGGACAAAAAACAAGACAUGUUCGAGAUGCUGGAUCCGAACCAAGAGACAUUGCCUUAGGCUUGAGAAAAUAUGGAGUUUGCGACGAACGUACUUGGCCUUAUGAUCAAAGUUUGUUAAAUACAGAACCAUCAGCUAGAGCUUAUGAAGAAGCUUCAAAGUACACUGUGGUUUUAUUGAAAGUACCAUUUGGUGUCAAACCAAUUUUAAGAUGUUUACAUAAUAAAAUUCCAGUGGUUGUCAAUAUUAAAAUGAUUGAAAAUGCUGGCGAAGAAGUUAAAUACAACCAUGGAAUUCUAUCGAUUCCUCGUUUGGAUAACACUUUUAUUCUCAGAACAAACUCACAUGCUGUUCUAAUUGUUGGCUAUGAUUUACAUAGAAAAUUAUUUAUUGUACGAAAUUCCUGGGGAAACGGAUGGGGCGAUGAUGGAUAUUUUCGCAUACCUUUUGAUUAUUUGAAUGAACCUCGUCUCACUCAUUCCAUUGAUGUUCAGGAUGGUCUGUGGACCGUUCAACAUAUUUCAACCCGAAAGAAUAAACUUCCAACUGUACGUCGACUUAUGAUAUCAGAUAAUCCACUACCACAACAUCAUAGAGGACAUGUUCAUCAACGAAGACAUCAUCACAAACACUUUUAUUGA
This is a messenger RNA of Adineta ricciae, 945 nucleotides long. The record is from the annotation of a GenBank genome assembly. Lineage: Eukaryota; Metazoa; Rotifera; Eurotatoria; Adinetida; Adinetidae.